CGUGGCGUGGGGCGGGGGGGGGCUCCCUCCCACCCGGGGCCCAACGGCGCCGCCUCCAUCUUGUGCCGCCGCCGCCGCCGCCGCCGUCGCGACAUCAACCGGCCCCGGGACAGGCCCCGCCUCCUCCGCUGCUGCCUGUUCCUUUAACAACACCCGACGCAAGGGCUUGUGGUAGGAAGGGGGCCUCGUGACAUCACUCCCAGCCCAGCCAAUGAGCAUCCAGGAGGCCCUGCCGGCUGUGACCCCCCACCGAGGACCCCCGGAGCAGCAACACCUAGUCCAUGAGGCCUCCGCUCACAGGUGGGCGCCGCGGGGAUGGCUCCGGUCGUGGAGGUGUCGGACGCCGGGCAUUGCCGUUCGUUAUUGGUGGAGUUAAACGAGCAACGGUUGAGGGGCCAAUUCUGUGACGUCACCAUCAUCGCCGAGGACACCAAAUUCCGAGCCCAUAAAAACGUCUUGGCCGCAUCCAGCCCCUUCUUCAAACAAGCUUUGGCCGAAGAACCCACCUGCCCAACCCCUGCCCAAGUUUUGGAGCUUCCCGGUGUCCAAGCCGGCGUCUUCUCCGACGUCCUCAACUUCAUCUACAACUCCCGCUUGGCCGUCCCGUCGCAGGCAGCUGCCCGCGAGUUGGGCGCCGUUGGCCGACGGUUGGGUAUCUCUUGCCUCCAAGGGUUGGAAGUGGGGACCCCCAAGGAGAUGAACGGAUCUUGGACCCCCCCCGUGACGGGGGAUCCCCGCUCACCCGCCGCCCCGGUUGAUUUAACCUGCCCGCCGCGGUCAAGCGAUACGCCGGCGGUUGCCGAACCGGUGACGGCGUCGCCGUCAUCGGCGUCAUCGUCAUCGCUGCGUUGCGGGUUGUGCGGUCGAGGGUUCAGCACGGCGGCGGCGUUGGGAUUACACGCCAAACUUCACCGUGGGCGCCGGGGUUUGGCGUGCCGGCAUUGCGGCAAGAGCUUCAUCCACGUCAAGAGGUUGCAAACCCACGAGGUCCUCUGCAAGGACGGCCAUCGCGACGGUGACGCCGUCACCACCAACACCGCCACGCCGACACCGAAACAAGGCAAGAAGGCAUUGCUGUUGCGUCACCGGGCGUUGGAGUUGAUCCCCGAGCAGGAACCGGUGGUGAAGGUGGUGGACGGGCACGUGGUCUACCUGUGCGGGGUUUGCCAACGCUCCUACAUGACGCUCUCCAGCCUGAAGCGUCACGCUAACGUCCACUCUUGGCGACGCAAGUACCCUUGCCGUUAUUGCGACAAGGUCUUCGCUUUGGCCGAAUAUCGCACCAAACACGAGGUCUGGCACACCGGCGAACGCCGCUACCAGUGUAUCUUCUGUUGGGAGACCUUCGUCACCUACUACAACCUCAAGACCCACCAGAAAGCCUUUCACGGCAUCAACCCGGGGCUCAUCUCCUCCGAGAAGACGCCCAACGGCGGCUACAAGCCCAAACUCAACGCCCUCAAGCUCUACCGGCUCUUGCCCAUGCGGGCGCACAAGCGACCCUACAAGACCUACAGUCAAGGCUUGGUGGCUGAUGGGAUCCUCUUGCCGACGGCCAAUCCGGUAGAGCCAUCGGCGACCGUCGGCGCUUUCCCAUCGCCAAGACCCGAACCGGCGUCGGUCAUCGCCUACGGGCGACCGUCAGCAUCGGUCAUCGUUCAUAGCGGGGCGGCGGCCGCUUCCGUUAUCGCCUAUAAUGGGAGGGCGGGGGAGGCAGCAGCGGUGCCGGCGGUGCCGGCGGCGCCGGCGGCGGCGCCAGCGGCCCGGCCGAUGAAGAAACAGGUGCUGCGGGAUUACAUUGAGGCGCAGCGAGCGGCUGGGGAGGCGCCGGUGGGUGAUAGUGGGACGGCGCCGACAACCCAACCGUCACCCGCCGCCGCCGGCACCGGUUCCACCACCACCGCCAGCCGUACCAUGACCUACGUGGCCAAACCGGCUUACGUGGGGACGGCGGGGGAGAGCCGGGCGGCGCCGCUUUGCCAAAUCACCGUCCGUAUUGGCGAGGAAGCCAUCGUCAAGCGGCGCAUCUCCGAGACCGACCUCCGGUUGGAGACCACCGGCACCGGCACCGGCACCACCGCCUCUCCGACUGCUCACCGUCGCACCGCCGCCACUGCCGCCUGUUCCCGCCGGAGUGGUGACGAUGACAGCGAUGCCGAGGACCGUCUUUGGCGCCCAUAUUACACCUACAAACCCAAACGGAAGACAACCGGCGGCGGUACAACCGGCGGCGGUACAACCGGCAGCACAACCGGCGCCGUCAAGGCGAAGAAAUCCCGUUGGCGCCGCAAGUUGCGCUCGUUACGGUGGUCGACGGGUGACGGUGACGAAGGUGACGGUGACGCACAGUCGGGGGACGGGCACCGGCGGCGGGAUUGGCAACACCCGUGCCGGGUGUGCGGGAAAACUUUCACGGCUUUGAGGAAAUUACGGAAACACCAACGGGGACACGAGGGGACGUCCGGCGGGGGAGGGGGGGUGGGUACAACCGGUCCCCCCACCCCCCGCGUGGGACGGCGGCCAUCUUUGCGCUUCGCCUGUAGCCGCUGCGCCAAGGUCUGUAAGACGGCGGCGGCGCUCAGCCGGCACGCCAAACGGCAUCAGGCGGAGUCGCCGCCGCCGUCGCCCGUGUCGCCGCCGCCGCCGACUGUCAUCGCCUACACCCCGCCGGCGGUGGCGGGGGUGAAGGAGGAAGGGGGAGGGGAAAAAGGGGGUGUCACCCCUCCCCCGCCGCCGGGUGACGAUAUCGCCGUCCCCCCCCCGAUUCCCGGUGACGGGGUUGACGCGGUGACGGGUGACAAGGGGGUGUCACCGUCGCCGGGUCCCAGCGGGGGUUACCCGGUUCAGGAACAACCUUUGGCUCUACUGAGGCGGGGGGGGGACCCCGAAAUCGGGGGAGGGGGAGGAGGGGGAGGGGGGCAAAGGGGGGGACCCCCCCGGCCCCCCCCCUCCUCCCCCCAGUUUCCCCCUCCCCUACGGCCCCCGGCUGGUGGCCGCGUACCCCUACCCCUUCCCCCUCCCCCUGGCCCUCAACGUGGUGCUCCCCGAAAACGAGGGGUUUUUGGGGGGGGGAGGGGGGGGUGUCCCCCCACCCCUCCCCCCCUCUGUACCCCCCACUUUUGGGUUCCCCGGAGGGGGAGGGGAGCGACCCCGGAAAGCGGGGGGGGGGGACUUGAGGAGGGGGGUGGGGGGGGUGGGGGGGGGUCCUGCCCCAUAGAGGGGGGUGGGGGGCCCCAGAGGUGGGGGGGCCCCAUAGCAUGGGGGGGGGCCCUAUAGGAGGUUUAGGGCCCCAUAGGAAAUGGGGGGCCCCUGCCCCAUAGGAAGUGGGGGUGGGCAUAGCAUGGGGGGGGCCCCAUAGGAGGUGGGGGGCCCCAAUAGGAGAUGGGGGGGCCCAUAGCAUGUGGGGGGGCCCCAUAGGAGGUUGAGGGCCACAUAGGAAAUGGGGGGGGCCCAUAGGAGAUGGGGGACCCUGCCCCAUAGGGGGAGAUGGGGGGGGUCCCAUAGCAUGGAGGGAGGGGCAUAAGAGGUUGGGGGGGGGCCCAUAGGAGAUGGGGGGGGGUCCCCAGGUGAGUAGGGGGGCUCCAGCCCUAUAGGGGAAGUGGGGGGCCCCAUAGGAAAUAGUGGGGGCCCCCCCCUGCCCCAUAGAGGAAAUUGGGGGGGGGGGUCUUCUGCCCCAUAGGAGACGGGGGGGCCCCAUGGGGGAGGUUGGGGAUCUCUCUCCCAUAGGGGACACCGGUGGGGACCCCCCCCCUUGGGACUUGGGGGGGCAGAGGGACCACCCCCCCAUAACGCUAUGGGGUGGGGGGCAGGAUCUGGGGGUGCCACAGGGACCAGUAUGGGAAUGGGGGGGGGGCACUGGGUAUACUGGGGAGGCUCCCAGUCACCUCAAACUGGGGGGAAUGGGACAGGGUCUGGGCCCCCCCCAGUAUAGGGACCCCCCCCAGUAUAGGGAAAACCCCCAGUAUAGGGCCCCCCCCCAGUAUAGCGGACGCCCCCCAGUAUAGGGGACCCCCCCAGUAUAGAGGACCCCCCCGGUAUAGGGGAACCCCCAUUAUAGGCCCCCCCCCAGUAUAGCGGACCCCCAAUAUACUUGGACCCCCCCCAGUAUAGAGAAACCCCCCAGUAUAGGGACCCCCCAGUAUAUUGGGGCCCCCCAGUAUAGUGGAGCCCCCCCAAAAUAGUGGGGGACCCCCCCAGUAUAGGGGGCCCCCCAUUUCCCCCCCGCAGAAUUUUGCACCCCCAAACCCCCAAACGGGCCCCCCCCACUAUAAGGGGCCCCCCCAAUAAAUCAGGGCCCCUCCCCCAAUAAACCGGGGUCCCCCCCACUAUCCCGGGGCCCCCCCAAAACCCAAUACCCCCCCCACCCCCCCCGCCCUUGGCACCUUACGGCAUCGCAGUGACAUUCCAGCGUGUCCCCCCCCAAAUCCCACCCCCGGCGUGCGAGGGGCGUGCGAGGCCCCGCGUCUUCCUGGGGGGUGGGGGGGGGAGCAUCCUCGUGCGAGGCCCGGGCGUGCGAGGAACGUCCUCGUGCAACGCACAAGCGCGCGCGGUGGAUCCUCGUGCAAGGCACGCCCGAGCGCGGCCUAGCCUCGUGCGGCACGUGGGCGCGCGAGGACCACGCUCGUGCGAUGCACAGCGGUGCAAGGUGUGUCCUCGUGCAACGCACGGGCAGGCAAGGUAGAUCCCCGUGCGAUGCGUCGUUGGGCAAAGACCAUCCUCGUGCAACGCACGGCUUGUGGGAGGAGCGCCCUUGUGCGGUGCACGGGCAGGCAAGGUCGAUCCUCGUGCGACACCCAUCCUCGUGCAAAGAGCAUCCUUGUGCGCUGCACGACUGCGCAAGGCGGAUCCUUGUGCGUCGCACGGCCAGGCGCCGCCCGCCGUCUUCUCUGUCGCACGGCCCCCGCCGCCCCUCCCGCACGCCCCCCAUGCGAGCCCCGCCCUCGUGCCUCACACGAGUGUGCACGGCUGGCACCGCCCUCCUCGUGCCACGCCCGUGCCACGCCCCAUCCCCGUGCAAGGCCCCGCCCCUGCCCCGUGCAAGGCCCGUCUUUAUGCAAUGCGCCCUGUGCAAGGUCCAGCCUCGUGCAACGCACGCCCGCGCCAGGCCCCUCUCACGCCCCCCCCCUCCUCGUGCAAGGCCGCCCCCACGCUACGCCCCGGCCGUGCGAGGCCAUCGCCCCCCCCCCCGCUGCGUGUGCGAGGGAUGGCCUCGUGCGAGGCUCCUCCUUGCACGGGGGUUGUUCUUGUGCAACACCCCUCCUUGUGCAAGGGUGGGCCUCGUGCGAAGCACAUCCUUGUGCAAGGCCUGUCCUCGUGGAAGGACCAUCCUCAGGUGAGGACCAUCCUUGCACGGGGCCCCGUCCUCGCACAAGGCCCAUCCUUGUGCAACACUCGUCCUUGCACAAGGCCGGUCCUCGCGUGAGGCCCGUCCUCACGCAAAGCCCACGCUCGAGCGAGCAUUGUCCUCGUGCAAGACCCAGCCUCGUGCGAGGGCGGUCCUUGCGCAAAGCCCACCCUCGUGCAAGACACACCCUUGCACGAGACCCAGCCUUGUGCAAGGACCAUCCUCGUGCGAGGACCCUUCUCGCACGAGGCCGACCCUCGUGCGAGCCCGGUCCUCGUGCGAGGCUCCCCCCUCCCCUUCCCCGUGCAAGCCCCCUCGUGCACACACACCCCCCCCCGGCCGCGGCCCCCUCCUCCCGUUUGCACUUUCGUGGCCGCGUUUGCUACUGACUGUCCCCCUCCCCCACCCCUGCCCCUCCCCCACUUGUCUCCCCCUCCCCCACGCGUGUCCCCCCUCCCCCCCCCGUGUCCCCGUCCCCGACCGCACUUUAGGGGGGACCCGCCCGAAAAAAAAAAAAGGCAAAACCAAGCAAAAAAGGGGAAGAGUGAAAAAAAGUGGAGAUAAAAAUAAGGGGGGGGGGGAAGGGAGGGGAGUGGGGGGACCCUGGGGACAGUGGGGACACCGGGAGGGGGGGGGGGCAUGAAGGGGGGGGCUCCAUGGGGGACGUCCCCAUGGGGUGUCACCAGUGGGGUGGCUUCAAGGAGGUGGCCCCAAUGAGGUGACCUCCCUGGGGGACGUCCCCAUGGGGUGGCCUCAAUGAGGUGGCUUCCGUGGGGGACGUCCCCAUGGGGUGUCACCAACGGGGUGGCCUCAAGGAGGUGGCCCCAACGAGGUGGCCCUCCGUGGGGGACGUCCCCAUGGGGUGUCACCAACGGGGUGGCCUCAAGGAGGUGGCCCCAACGAGGUGGCCUCCGUGGGGGACGUCCCCAUGGGGUGUCACCAACGGGGUGGCCUCAAGGAGGUGGCCCCCAACGAGGUGGCCUCCGUGGGGGACGUCCCCAUGGGGUGUCACCAACGGGGUGGCCUCAAGGAGGUGGCCCCAACGAGGUGGCCUCCGUGGGGGACGUCCCCAUGGGGUGUCACCAACGGGGUGGCCUCCGUGGGGGACGUCCCCAUGGGGUGGCCUCAGCGAGGCUUGUCCCCAUUGGGAUGUCCCCGGUGGAGGACGUCCCCGUGGGGUGUCCUUCAGCGGGGUGGCAUCUAAUGGGGGAUGUCCCCGAUGGGGUGACCUCAAGAGGGGAUGUCCCCAGUGGGGUGUCCCCAACGGAGCGCCUCAAAGGGGAGGGGUCCCUCAGGGGUGUCCCCAAUGGGUUGUCCCCAAGGGGGUGGCCCCACUGGGGAGGGGUCCCCUUGAGUGUCCCCGUUGGGGAUGUCCCCCUCUGAGGUGGCCCCAUUGGGGAGGGGGGGGUCCCCAGGGCGGUGUCCCCAGUGGGGAGGGGUCCCCGGGGGUGUGGCGGGGCGCCCCACAGCGGGGUGUCCCCGCGGUGUCCCCCGCGGCGGCGGUCGGUGGCGGCGGUGACAAAUGUCCACUAUUUAUCUGCAUCAGUGAGUGUUAGAGACGCCAAUAAACACCGUAGAGCUGA
Molecule: messenger RNA, 6927 nt
Organism: Harpia harpyja (harpy eagle)
Lineage: Eukaryota; Metazoa; Chordata; Aves; Accipitriformes; Accipitridae
Product: zinc finger and BTB domain-containing protein 4-like
Exons: 5
Coding region: 316-3276 (986 amino acids)
Biological process (GO): regulation of transcription by RNA polymerase II
Cellular component (GO): nucleus
Molecular function (GO): RNA polymerase II cis-regulatory region sequence-specific DNA binding; DNA-binding transcription factor activity, RNA polymerase II-specific; protein binding
Source: RefSeq, a predicted model, not a curated record